Messenger RNA from Thyridium curvatum, 393 nucleotides. RefSeq lists its product as uncharacterized. The coding region runs from base 1 to 393 and encodes 130 amino acids. The record is from RefSeq and is a predicted model, not a curated record. The transcript has a single exon. Lineage: Eukaryota; Fungi; Ascomycota; Sordariomycetes; Thyridiales; Thyridiaceae.
AUGACCACUCAGCUCCCACCAUUCAUGCGAUGGCAUAUCCUGCCUCUCACCAUCGCAACCACGUUCACCUUUGGCGGCAUGCUCCCGUUCUAUAGCCCUGCAAGCGCCAUGGCCGACUUCGGCCUCCCGACUCGCUUCCAGGCGCAGCGCGACGUCGGGUCAGUCUUCAAGAUCUACGCGUCGCGUAUGACUUGGCUCGGCCUCUUACUCUACACGUUCUACCUGCGAGGUGACCUGCGCGCCAUCGACACCAUCUUCAGCUUCACCUGGGUUGCCGGGGUUGCGGACGGCUGGGUCUGCUGGAACGAGGGCUUGCGCGGCAAAGCCAUGUUCCGAUUCCUCUCGGCCGUCGUGCUUAGUGCGUACGGGUACUUCGGGAUGACUUCGUGGUGA